AUGCUGACUUCAUCCCUCAAGGCAAGUGCACAACAUAAAGACGAACUAUGGUUGAAAGUUGUGCAUGCUUUCCGUGGUAGAAGUGAAUCAGAAGAUGAUCGUGGUGGAAUAGCUGCAUUAAUUCGUCAACAAUAUCAUCGACAAUCAAAAGAUGGUAUAGUGAACAAACAAGUCUCUAAGAAAAGUAAACUAACAGAACAAUCGAUUAGGAAUGAUGGCCUACAUCAUCAUCAACAACAGCCAUCGACUGAUUUUACAGAUCUCUCAUCUACUACAGCAAUUACACCAAAUGGAUUAUGGGAAGAAACACAAGAAAAUCAUUGCCUGUUAAAAUUAGAUUCAGAAAUCUAUAAAAAUAGUCAUUAUGGUGACACUGAGAGAAGCAAACAAGUGGACAAUCAGGAUGAAGAGGUAGAAGAAGAAGAAGGCAUAAUCUCUACAUCAGUGACAAUUACCAAUGAAGGCAAUCUUUAUACUUCUUCUCAUCUUGAAGAAAAUGCUUACAAGAGUACAAGUGAAACUAGAGCACCGCUGAAUCCAGAUCUUGAAGAAUGGAUUAAAUCAAGUUGGAUACAAGAUUCAGGACAAAAAGACAGUGAAAGCUGUACUAUCACAGAAUCCCCGUAUAAUAUUGAAGAUCAACAAGUUAACAUUGAACAUUCUUCUUCUUCUUCUAUACGUCAAGAUUCUACUACUUCUAGUGGUAGGCUGCCAUCUUCAAAUCGUCCAUAUAAUCAUCAAGGCAGACGAUCAAGUAAGCCGCCUGCACCACCACCACCUCCAUCCUUCAAACAAUCAUUUAGUACAGCUACCUCAGAAGGCGAUAACUUAUUCUAGAACGUUUUGUGAUAAAUAUAUACCUAUAUAUACAUAUAUACCAAAGUUAUUAUUAUCAUCAUCAGUAUGUAGCCUUAAGAUGGAUAACGUCGAAUAGAACAGCGACAAGGAGUAUAUGUUUAAUAUAACAUAGCCUAAUGCCUAACACCAAGAGGAGGUAACACUACUCAUCAAAAUAAUAGUAAUUAGAAAUGUUGCUCAUACGCAUUUAUCUCAACCAAUAUUAUACAAAUCUCAACAACAAAAAACCAGCAACGGAGGAAUUCAACUCUACAAGCAAUCUGUAUAUUUCAUUUCUUCUCUUUUUUUU
This is a messenger RNA of Trichobilharzia szidati, 1147 nucleotides long. The record is from the annotation of a GenBank genome assembly. Lineage: Eukaryota; Metazoa; Platyhelminthes; Trematoda; Strigeidida; Schistosomatidae.